Molecule: messenger RNA, 1758 nt
Organism: Fonsecaea erecta
Lineage: Eukaryota; Fungi; Ascomycota; Eurotiomycetes; Chaetothyriales; Herpotrichiellaceae
Exons: 2
Coding region: 1-1758 (585 amino acids)
Source: RefSeq, a predicted model, not a curated record
AUGGAGACUUUCGAUCUGGUCAUCGUUGGUGCAGGAUGGCAUGGACUGGCGAUGGCAAAGACGUACACCGAGGUCUGUCCAGACGCUACUUUGCUCAUCAUAGACUCUGCCAUGUCCAUCGGCGGAACGUGGGCCAAAGAACGCCUGUACCCUGGCCUCAAAACAAACAACAUCAUCGGCUCGUACGAAUUCGGAGACUUUCCUAUGACGCCUGAGAAGUUCGGUGUCGAGCCAGGACGGCAUAUCCCCGGUAGCGUCGUGCAUGAAUAUCUGUGUCAGUUCGCUGAUCAUUUCGGUCUGGGGUCGCGGUUGAGGCUUCAGGCUAACGUCGAAUCUGCAGAGCUGCAAGAGACCGGGGAGUGGCUGCUUCGAAUAAGUGGCCAAGCCAGAAACGAUAGGGCGUCAUCCCUGAAGGCAAAGCGGCUUGUUGUGGCUACGGGCUUGACCUCUGACCCAUACGUGCCCAACUAUGCUGGAAGGGAGAGUUUCACGGGGAACUUCCUUCAUUCCCGCCAGUUAAGAGAUCGUGCAAAAGAUAUCGAGGCGUCAAAAGAGGUCGUGGUAGUUGGAGCCAAUAAGUCGGCAUGGGACGUCUGCUAUACUGCUGCGACCUCGGGAGCCCAUGUCAACAUGGUGAUCAGACCAGGAGGGGGCGGUCCCAGUUGGGUAUGGCCGGUCAUGUUCUCUCCUCUGAAGCUCUCGAUCCAAAGAAUGGCAACCACAAGAUUCUUCACACUGUUUGAGCCCUGCAUCUGGGCCGAGGGGAGCGGCUUCAACCCAGCCCGGAGAUUCCUGCACCACACCUGGCUUGGUCGACAGUUGGUAAAGUUGUUCUGGAAGGUGAUAACGAAUCCCGUGCUCUCAGCGAACGGGUACCACCAGCAUCCGGAGCUGAGAAAACUAAAACCCUGGGCGUCAAUGUUCUGGAUGGGCAAUUCCUUAGGCGUUCACAAUUAUGAAACGAACUGGUUCGAACUGGUGAAGCAAGGAAGGGUAACUGUCCAUGUGGCUGACGUAACAUCUCUGGCCGGCGAUGAGGUCCUUCUUUCAAAUGGCGACGUCCUUCACGCUGACACCUUCGUCUGUUGCACCGGCUGGAGGGCCGCUCCGCCGAUCAAGUUCAUGCCACCAAGUGCGGCAGCGCAACUCGGACUUCCAGGACAAGAAAAGGCCGAGACUACGCAUCUCGUCAAGCUUGCCGAUGAGGAGGUUUUCAGAGCUGUGCCAGGACUUCGCUCAGGUCCCCUAAAGGUUCUGCCGGAUGGAUCAGGACCGACCAAUCUCUCAAGGGAUCUCCUGGGGCAUGGGCCGUAUCGGUUGUACCGUUUCAUGGUGCCGCCAGCAAAGCCUUUUCUGGACCAACGUAACAUCGCUUUCAUCGGCGCUCACCUUGCUCUCAAUGCCAUCACGGUCGCGCAAGCUCAAGCGCUGUGGAUAACGGCAUUCUUCCAACAUGAGAUCACAGGAUUAAACUCUUCCAAAAGCGCACACCAAGAUAUUGAAUACCAAACAGUCCUCCAAAGUGAAUACUGUCGGUGGAGACACCCACCUGCUGGCGGAGGCGCAGGCGAGAGAUGUCCAGAUCUUGUCUUCGACGGGUUGCUGUACACAGACUUGCUGCUCCGAGAUAUUGGCAUAGAGAACUUUAGAAAGCGUAAUAUCUGGCAGGAACUGUUCGAUCGCUAUUUGCCCAAGGACUAUGCUGGUAUGACAUGGGCAUUGAUCGAUCGAAUGAGGCCCAACCAGCGACACCCGUAG